CUGGAUAGAGAAGCGGAGCGCGCUGAACGUGAUUGAACGUGAUCAGAACGUUUCUAGAUACGCAGAGACAGCCUCUAUAACAUACAAAAGAGGGAUUAAGCAAGUGUUUUAUGCUACUUUAAAAACGAGCGCCUUCAAGUGCGUCCGGCAAAACAUACCGGUCGGGAUUAACUUGGAGAAUGUAAAGGACGCCACAGAGAACAAGUGUGAGCGUGCGGAUUGUGGGCAGCACGAAAUGUCCCACGAAACAGGCACGAGAUUUGUUGCCGGUCAUUAAAUCACUUGCAAUUGUUUUAGUUGUUCAAGUUUAGUGCAUUCUUCGCACUGACGCAUCAGUUUGAUCCGCCAUUCCGUUUAGCUCUAAUUGCGCAUUUUGACAUGUGGAGACUGCAAGGACCGUGUCGUUUGGGGAUGUUGUGUUUGACUUUGUCAGCCCUUCUCAUCCAACGGAUCAGCUGUCAUCCCGCCUUACGAGUGGAAGCGGAGGAUCAUGGGAGCUCAGCCACUCAAAGGGAGCGGAGGGCGGCCGGGGAACCCUAUUGGGCAUAUUCAGGGACCUAUGGACCUCGGAGAUGGGCCUCUGCUUAUCCAGAGUGCGGUGAAAAGAAUCAGUCCCCAGUGGAUAUCCUUGAUCAAGAUUCCCAGUUCUCUCAGGAGUGCCAAGAACUCACACUAGAUGGCUUUGAAACCAAGUCGUCAAACAGAACCACCAUGAAGAACACAGGAAAAACAGUGUCUAUUAUUCUGAGGAAUGAUUACUUUGUGAGAGGGGCUGGUCUACCCGGACGCUUUAAAGCAGAGAAGGUGGAGUUUCACUGGGGCAGCACCAAUGGCUCCGCUGGUUCUGAACACAGUAUCAAUGGCAAAAGGUUUCCAGUAGAGAUGCAGAUUUAUUUCUACAAUUCUGAUGACUUUGACAGUCUGAGCAUGGCGAUAAAGGAGAGACGGAUCAUUGCCGCCAUGGCUGUCUUCUUUCAGGUGGGGAAGAAAGACAAUUUGGCAGCUGAGCCCAUCAUCACAGGUCUCAAACGAGUAGUCCAUCAUGAGAAGGAGACAAGCCUUGGUCCAUUUAUACUGAGAGAUCUACUGCCGUCAUCCUUGGAUAGUUACUACCGUUACACUGGCUCCCUCACAACACCACCAUGCAGUAAGGUAGUGGAGUGGAUCAUCUUCAGUCAGCCUGUUUACCUGUCUUACCACCAGUUGGAGGCCUUUUACUCCAUCUUCACCACAGAGCAGCAGGAUCAUGUGAAGUCUGUGGAUUACCUGAGGAAUAACCAUCGGCCCACUCAAGACCUUGAUAGCCGGAAGAUCUUUAAAUCAGCUGUGAUGGAUGCUUGGCUCCCAGACUUCAUGACUGACAGUAUGGCCAGUGCUGCAGAAACAGAAACCAACAGAGUUUGUAGUAGCGUCCCUGGCAACAUGAAGGUCCAUCCGCUGAACCGAACGGCCCUUGUGUUGACCUGGGAUCGUCCGUCAAUGAUCUACCACCCGCCUAUAGUGGGCUUCCUGGUCUCCUACAGCUGGGUGAAGGAUGAAAUGCCUUUUGAGAAGACCUUCACGCAGAGCAGUGAACACAGCACGAGGGCAGUCAUCACUCUUGUGUCUCCAGAUGUCCUGUAUCUGUUCAGAGUGCAAGCAGUAUGUCAAAGAGACCAGCGCAGUGACUUUAGCCAAACACUUUUACUCAGAGCAAACACCACAAGGAUAUUCGAGGGAACAAGAAUUGUGAAAACUGGAAUGCCCACCAUUUCCCCCGCCUCCUCUGCAGACAUGGCCCCUAUAAGCUCAGGCUCUUCCACCUGGACGUCCGCUGGCCUCCCUUUUUCUUUCGUCUCCAUGGCUACGGGAAUGGGGCCUCCAUCCAGUGGUGGGCAAGCCACUGUAGCAUCUGUGGUGACCAGCACUCUGUUGGCAGGGCUGGGUUUCAGCGGCAGUGUGAUUUCCUCCCUCCCGGGUUCGCUUUGGCCCACCCACUCUACAAACUCGGGCCCAACACCCACCCAACAACCAGCCGCUCUUACUGCAGAAACCUUCCCUUCUGAGAACAACAUCCUCAACGCUGAAGAUACAACAGAAGGAAAUAAUAAUGAGGAAGAAGGAAGUGAAAGAGGUGAGGAGGAGGAUGAAGAGGAGGAAGAAAAAGAGGAACAGGAGGAAGAGGAAAAGAAAAAAAAGGAUAAAGACAUCAAGGACAAACAGCAGGAGAAUAUGGUGCCUCAAAAACCAACGGCCCCCGUACCAACUUCAACAUACUGGGAGAAAGGACGAGAGAGGGCAGAUGUUAACAAUGAGAAUGCCAUACUGGACCCUAGGAUAGUGGAAGAGCUUUUAUCUGGUGCCACAGAAAAGACUUCUGGGGAGGAUUCAUCAAAACCAACAUGGUUGGAAGAUGACAACACUGCAGACAUGCAACUUCCUGACAGCUCAACAGAAUCAACCAAACUAACCAAUGAGGAGAGAGCUCACUGGCCAUACUACAUUCACACUGAGAGGAAUAGCAUCUCCACUGUUACCUCAUCCAGCAGAAUGGAGUGGAUCAUCCCUCUGAUGGUGGUCUCUGCUCUCACACUCCUCUGUCUGAUUAUGCUGUUGGCUGUUCUGGUCAACUGGAGGAUGAAUAGCCUCUGCUCUUUGCUCUGCAUUCAGUACAGGAGAUUCUUCCAGACUGCACAUUUCUACAUCGAAGACAGGAACUCCCCAAGAGUGAGCCGCCAUGAUAAUUUUCCCAUCCUCUCUGCAGCAGAUGACCUGGAGGCUGUCCCAGUCAGGCAGUUCAUCAAACACAUCAUGCAGCUGUACUCCAACAACCAACAUGGCUUCUCUCAGGAGUUCGAUGAGGUUCAGUGCUGCACAUCUGACAUGAAGAUCACAGCUGAACAUUCAAAUCACCCAGACAACAAGCACAAAAACAGAUACAUCAACAUUGUUGCCUAUGAUCACAGUAGAGUAAAGCUACAGCAGCUAUCUGGGAAAGACUCCAAACACACAGACUACAUCAAUGCCAACUAUGUAGACGGUUAUAAGAGAUCCAGGGCUUAUAUAGCUGCUCAGGGCCCUCUAAAGUCCACCUUUGAGGACUUCUGGAGAAUGAUUUGGGAACAGAACAGCAGUGUGAUUGUCAUGAUCACCAACCUGGUGGAGAAAGGCAGGAGGAAAUGUGAUCAGUAUUGGCCAUCGGAGAACAGUGAAGUAUAUGGAAGCAUAAUGGUGACUCUGAAAAAUACUAAAGUUUAUGCAUACUACACGCUGCGCCAAUUCAUCAUACGCAACACCAAAGUUAAGAAGGGUCCGAAAGGGAGGCAGUAUGAACGACUGGUGGCCCAAUAUCACUACACUCAGUGGCCAGACAUGGGCGUACCAGAGUAUACACUACCAGUCCUCAAAUUCAUCUCUCGAUCUUCGGCAGCGUGCACGCCAGGCAAAGGCCCCAUCGUAGUGCACUGCAGUGCUGGGGUGGGAAGAACAGGCACAUAUAUAGUCAUAGACAGCAUGCUUCAGCAGAUAAAGGACAAAGGCACCGUUAAUGUUCUGGGAUUCCUCAAGCACAUCCGAGCCCAGCGGAACUACCUGGUCCAGACUGAGGAGCAGUUUAUCUUUAUCCAUGAUGCAUUAAUGGAAGCUGUGAUCAGUAAAGACACCGAGGUGCUUGCCUGGCAACUCCACAGUUAUGUCAACAGCAUCCUCACCCAGAGCCCCACGGGACAAACACGCAUGGGCAAACAGUUUAAGUUGGUGAUGCAAUGCAAUGCAUAUCUCACAGAGUGUGUCAGUGCACAGAAAGUCUGCAACAAAGAGAAGAACCGCACUUCUUCAGUGUUGCCAACGGAGCGAGCUCGAGUGGCAUUAGCUUCUCUCCCAGGGGUAAAAGGAACAGACUACAUCAAUGCCUCCUAUAUUAUGGGCUACUACAAGAGCAAUGAGUUCAUCAUUACUCAGCAUCCUUUGCCCCACACAACCACAGACUUCUGGAGGAUGAUCUGGGAUCAUAAUGCUCAAGUUAUUGUGAUGUUGCCAGACAACCUCGGCCUUACCGAGGAUGAAUUUGUGUACUGGCCCAGCAGAGAGGAGCCCAUGAACUGCGUCGCCUUCACUGUCACCCUCAUUAACACCGACAGACUCUGUUUGUCUAAUGAGGAACAACUCAUCAUCCAUGACUUCAUCCUAGAGGCCACACAGGAUGACUAUGUGCUGGAAGUCCGACAUUUCCAAUGCCCAAAUUGGCCAGAUCCUGAUGCAUCUAUUAGCAGCACAUUUGAGCUCAUCAACAUCAUCAAGGAGGAGGCCAUGACAAGGGAUGGUCCAACCAUCAUACAUGAUGAGUUUGGGGCAGUUUCUGCUGGACUGUUCUGCGCUCUGACGACACUUUCCCAGCAGCUAAAGAAUGAGAGUGCUGUGGAUGUCUACCAAGUGGCCAAGAUGAUUAACCUCAUGAGGCCUGGUGUCUUCACUGAACUUGAGCACUAUCACUACCUUUACAAGGCUAUGCUCAGCCUGGUCAGCAGUAAGGACUUCAGACUUGGCUUCAACUACCUGGAUCAAAUUGGUGGGAUAAUGGUAACUGAAGAAUCCAACCAGGCAGAGAGCAUGGAGUCUUUAGUGUGAAGUUCCCGGAAAACAAGACAGAACAACUAAUUCCUUGAACUUUCUAUGAGGCCUUUUUUUUCCCCAGACUCUUGGUGAAAUGAAAAAAGAAAAACCACACAACAAAAAAUAGCUUUUAUAUACUGAUAAAAAUAAAUUCUUUUGAUAUUUAUUUUUGCUGCUUUUUUGUUAUCCUGCUGAGCAUCACAACCUGCUCUCCAAAAUACAUACACACAGACACAAACCUCACAGGAACAUGCAGCUGUCUACUUUGCACUACACUGUCAGUGUUACUACUUGAUGCCUAGCUGAUUAUUGUUAAUUGUGUUCAAAGCGUUUCUGAUCAGCGACAGCACAUUAACACACACAUCAGCCUCAUACACAUGGACUCUGUACACAAAAAAGCUCCACAUUCAAUUUAAUGCUCAUCAUGAUGCGACUUUUAACCGUCAAGCAUUGUGACUUGUUAGAUUAAUAUGUUCUUUUUUAUUUAUUAAGAUAUGCCAUUUGAUGUCUAACUUAUAUACAUUUAUUUCAGUGUGGUAUCAUAACAGCAACUGUGAACAUAUAUUGUUAUCAGUAGCAUUUCUAUUGUUUUGUAAAAUAUAAAGAUAUUGAUCAAAAUAUGUCUGUUUUCCUUUAUUUCAGUUUAAUGUUUUUAUAGACACUCUAAAACUGAAAAUGCAUAAUAGAUAGAAGUAACUUUGGGGGCAAAAUACUGAAGAGCGAGGGGGAAAAACUACUUUAAAAGUUAAAACAUCACUUUAAAAUAAUAAUUAAAAAAAAAAAGUUACUUUGAAAGUUAGUUAUGGGGUUAUACUUUUUCUUUAAAUGUUAUUUCAAUUUAUGUACAGACACAUGCCUUAAAGGAUUAGUUCACCCAAAAAUGAAAAUUCUUACUAUUUACUUACC
Molecule: messenger RNA, 5496 nt
Organism: Myxocyprinus asiaticus (Chinese sucker)
Lineage: Eukaryota; Metazoa; Chordata; Actinopteri; Cypriniformes; Catostomidae
Product: receptor-type tyrosine-protein phosphatase gamma-like
Exons: 30
Coding region: 379-4605 (1408 amino acids)
Biological process (GO): protein dephosphorylation
Molecular function (GO): protein tyrosine phosphatase activity; protein binding
Source: RefSeq, a predicted model, not a curated record